Molecule: messenger RNA, 1036 nt
Organism: Musa acuminata AAA Group (dessert banana)
Lineage: Eukaryota; Viridiplantae; Streptophyta; Magnoliopsida; Zingiberales; Musaceae
Product: peroxisomal membrane protein 11-4
Exons: 1
Coding region: 152-823 (223 amino acids)
Biological process (GO): peroxisome fission
Cellular component (GO): peroxisomal membrane
Source: RefSeq, a predicted model, not a curated record
CAGUAAUGCGGUGAACAAACAAGCAUUGCAUGGUGGCCAUCAACUCUUAAACCCUUAUCCGAACUCCUGCGCCAGUGGCGGAAACGAGCCCAGCGCCUCCGCUCAUAUUCCGCCUCCUCCCUUCCCUCUGUCCUUCCCUGCCGUCGACGCCAUGAGCGACACCGUCGACAAGCUGGUCGUCUUCCUCGCGAAGCGAGACGGGAUCGACAAGCUCGUCAAGACCUUCCAGUACGUCUCGAAGCUGGCGCACUGGCACGCCGAGUCCGCCCACCCGGGCCUCGCCGGCAGGGCCAAGAGCUGGGAGGUGGCCUCCGGGCUCAGCCGCAAGGCCUUCCGCUCCGGCCGCUUCCUCACCGGCUUCAACACCCUCCGCCGCAGCCCCGGGUCCACGCCUCUCCUCCGCUUCCUCGCGGUGUUCGCCAACGCCGGCGAGAUGGUGUACUUCUUCUUCGACCACUUCCUGUGGCUGUCAAGGAUCGGGGCGCUGGACGCGAGCCUGGCGCGGAAGAUGAGCUACAUCUCGGCCUUCGGCGAGGCGCUGGGCUACGUAUUCUUCGUCGUCAUCGACUUCAUCAUGAUCAGGAAGGGGCUGGCGGAGCAGAAAAAGGUGGAGAAAGCCGGCGACGGCGGGGGCAAGGAGGAGUCGAAGAAGAUAAGAGCUGAGAGGGUGAUGAGGUUGAUGGCAGUGGCUGCCAACGUAGCGGAUUUCGUCAUUGCCUUGGCUGACAUCGCGCCUAAUCCUUUCUGCAACCAUGCAGUCACGUUAGGGAUCAGCGGCCUUGUCUCAGCUUGGGCCGGUUGGUACAGGAAUUGGCCAUCCUAAUAACAAGACAAGGAAGCAACAAAGCAAGCAGUAUUUAUCGUUCGAGAUUAGUAUAUGAGUCUCUCUGGCAUGCAUGCAUGCAUAUAUUGUUCUGCUCCCAAGUAAUGUGUAUUCCACCAGUGAAUGCUUACGCUCUCCAGAAGAAGACGUUUAGAAGAUAAAAAGAGGACGAAUAUAGCAUUUCAGAAUAAUAAAAAAAUAUUUCAUUUUUAA